UCCUUACGUGACACGUGAAGUUCUCUCUCUGAUUACUGUCCCUGAUGUCCUCGCAGUUGGCUGCUGUUCAAGUGGACUUCGUGUUUGGCAUUUGGAGAGUGUUCAACAUUGCCUUUUGUUAGUAAGAAAGGAUGGCAGCGUGGAGGCGGAUAGCCUUUAGAUUACUCACUGCUCGUCUUUUUAGAUGCAAGCCUGUAAGUCUUGGUCGAUGUGCUAGAGAGUUCACCUCUUCCAAAGCACUGCGAAAAGGCAAUGACUUUUUUAAAGAUUUGGAAUCAGAAAUGAAGAAAUUCCAUGAAAAGUUUGUAACUGCACUACCUGGCAGUGAUUGGACACCCAUUCAUAUGAACACAAAUCUGCCUCCGGAGAGAGCUGACAUUGUCAUUGUUGGUGGAGGGAUAAUGGGUUGGGCAAUUGCAUAUUGGCUAAAAAAGAAGGAAAGAAUUCGAGAUGGUGUGAGAGUUGUGGUAGUGGAGCGUGACCCAACGUACACCCAGGCCUCCACAGUGCUCUCAGUGGGAGGGAUACGGCAGCAGUUUUCAAUGCCAGAAAACAUUCACAUGUCUCUCUUCUCUUGCUACUUCUUAAGGAAUAUCAAUGAAUACCUUUCAGUUAUGAAUGAAGACCCAAUUGAUGUCCAGUUUAACCAUGCAGGGUAUCUGUUUCUUGCAAGUGAAAAUGGUGCCCAAGUCAUGGAGGAAAAUUAUCAUAUUCAGAGGAGAGAGGGAGCAAAUGUCAUUCUUUUAUCACCAGAGCAACUGAAGAAAAAAUUUCCUUGGAUCAACACAGAAGGAGUUGCUCUGGCAUCAUAUGGUUUGGAGAAUGAAGGUUGGUUUGACCCAUGGAUUCUUUUAAAUGCUUUUCGAAAGAAGGCAAUAAGCAUGGGGGUAUACCAGUGCUUUGGAGAUGUUACAGGAUUCAAAACUUCAAGCAGGCAGAUGGUGACUGCAAGUGGGGAGAAGGUAGAUUUUAAAAGAAUCCAUCAUGUCAUUGUACAGAUGCCAAAUAGUGCAGAGUACCAACCAGUGGAGUGUGCUUUAGUAGUGAAUGCUGCUGGUGCCUGGUCUGGUAAUGUGGCACAAAUGGCAGGGAUUGGUGAGGAUUCAAAAGACAAUAUUCUAAGCAUGCCAGUACCAGUGGAACCAAGAAAGAGGUAUGUGUAUGUGUUUCAUUCCCCUGAAGGACCAGGUCUAGAUAUGCCUAUGCUCAUUGAUAACAGCGGAGCCUAUGCAAGACGAGAAGGACUGGGAGGAAAUUAUCUUGGUGGACAGUCUCCUACCGAGGAUGGUGAGCCUGAGGUUUCCAACUUAGACGUCAAUUACGACUUCUUUACAGAAAAUGUGUGGCCCAACUUGGCAAACAGAAUUCCUUCCUUCCAAAACCUUAAAGUGAAAAGUGCCUGGGCUGGAUAUUAUGAUUACAAUACCUUCGAUCAGAAUGCAAUCUUGGGAAUCCAUCCACUGGUUAACAACUUAUACUUUGCCACUGGUUUUAGUGGUCAUGGGAUCCAGCAAGCUCCAGCUGUAGGACGAGCAAUAGCAGAACUGAUACUAGAUGGUGAUUUUCAGACUCUUGACCUCACAAAUUUAGGCUUCAAACGUUUAUUCAUUGGGGAGAAGAUGCUUGAAAGAAAUAUAGUGUGACCUGUGCCGUCCAGCAGAAUGAAAUAUUUCUUGUUGAAUUGAACCAAACACCUACUAUUGCAAUGUGUAACAGACACUCCAUUUAUAUGCAAUAAAGUGCUUCUCGUAGCACCCAUAACAUCUGACAGCAGCUGUUUUCAUUGCAUACAGAAACUUUGUUAACAUGUUGGCUGAUAAAAUGACAUAUUAUUAAACAGAUUCUAUUAUGAUGGUUCUUAGUUUCAUGAAGGGGUGGGUCUAAUUCGAGGGGGCCAGAGGAGGACUUUAGUGAUACACAAAUAUAAUGUGAUUUACAGUAUUAAUAAACGAUUUCAAUAAUUGUUUUCAUUUUAUCAUGCUUUUUAUAUGUAGCUGAAAUUUUGACAUUAAAGGAAACCUCCACAUAAUAUAUUUCUUCACCUAUGUAGUUUGUAGUGAUGGCUCAGUAAAUAUUUGAAUUUCAUGCAGAACAGAAAUAAAAAAGUUUUUCAUACAAAAGAAGCUAAUGGUGUCCAAUAUUGAACAGCAGCAAAUGAUAUCAAAACAUCCAUGAAGUCAAUCUCCAGUUCCUCGUGUCCCAUAGGGCACCUGUUGAGUUAUUCAUUCGUAUACUUGCAAUGUCCCAAACACGUGUAUUCUUACUAAAAACAUUAAAUUGCAGAAAGUGCUCUCAUUAACUAAAACGUAAACCUUUGUCCCUUCAUAGGUCACAAGUCCAGCCCAGCAGCAGCUUAUUCAUUGGCUAACAUUGCGUUUCACAUGAAAUUGGCAGUGCAAAGUUCACUGAGACGUGUAAAUAUUAAAAAGUCAAAGAAAAGGAAGUGAAAACCUUGUCGGGAAAAUAUAAGCCUUGUACUUGAAUAUAUCUAAGAAGUUUCAAUAAGUAGAGCAGCUCACCUGUGCAGUUUUUUAUUUACCCGUUAUUAUUGUUAUUAGUAAUUAAUACUAGGUUUUAGUCUCAGGCUUGUUACUAUAUACUGUAUUUUUUUUUUACAAAAUUGAAGAUACAGUGCAUCCGGAAAGUAUUCACAGCGCAUCACUUUU
Polypterus senegalus (gray bichir) is the source of this 2666-nucleotide messenger RNA. It is a transcript of the gene foxred1, whose product is annotated as FAD-dependent oxidoreductase domain containing 1. NCBI's taxonomy places the organism in Eukaryota, Metazoa, Chordata, Cladistia, Polypteriformes, Polypteridae. The transcript is spliced from 11 exons. The record is from RefSeq and is a predicted model, not a curated record. Gene Ontology annotation, cellular component: cytoplasm. Gene Ontology annotation, molecular function: oxidoreductase activity. The coding region runs from base 132 to 1643 and encodes 503 amino acids.